This is a messenger RNA of Paraglomus brasilianum, 1152 nucleotides long. NCBI's taxonomy places the organism in Eukaryota, Fungi, Glomeromycota, Glomeromycetes, Paraglomerales, Paraglomeraceae. The record is from the annotation of a GenBank genome assembly.
AUGGAUCCAUACUCUAAACAUGCUCAAGAGGAAGCUUCCCCAGGAUAUUCCUAUCAUCAAUGUAAGAUAAAGUCUACAGUUGAACCACAGCAGGGCCCAUUACAACCAUAUGACGACGCAUCGUAUAAUCAAGAUAAACGACGUGGUCAACGGCGGUCUCCAUUGCAAGGUUAUUCUGGCCAGCAAGAUGACUCGAACGAUGCAUCAGCAUAUUCUGCCUAUUACGGUGGUUAUUCCGGCCACGAAGCCUCUGUACCGUACAACGAAGAUCAGAAUGCUCAAGCUAUUGGGGGGAUAAAUCCGUCUGCUUCUCAGUAUUCAGAUGCCCCAUAUUCAAUAGACAGUGGUAAACAAGCGUACGAUAGUAAUACGGGCGAUUAUAAUAAUGACGCCUAUGGUGGAUAUGAUAGCAAGAAACCUUAUGGAGAUGCAUAUAAUGGAGACUAUUAUUCUCGAGAGGGCGGUAAAGAAACGUCUGCAUACGCGUCAGCUAAACGUCCGGGAUCAUAUGAUGACUAUGGAUCAAGAGGAUACGAUGACAGGUCCGGUAAAGGGAACGCUGAAGAGCCAGUAAUUCAGACUAUCCCUGAUACUAUUUAUAUCUCCAACUUGAGUGAGGAUGUUACAGAAGAGAAAUUAGCCGAGUUCUUUGGAAACCUUGGAAGGAUCAAAUUUGAUAAGAAGACUGGAAAGCCUAAGGUAUGGAUCUAUUACGAUAAAGUCACAAAUCGACCAAAGGGGGAUGCUACCCUGACAUUUGAUGACCCAGACUCGACAACUGCAGCAAUCGACUGGUUCAACAAUAAAGAGUUUCUUGGCCAGACUAUUAAAGUAGAAAUGUCCGUACGGAAAAUGAACCCUGCUUCGUUCAGAGGCAGCCGCGUUGUCAAUCCAAUAACUUUGCAAGACGUUCGGAAUGCUUUAAAUGUCGGGCCCCACGACUCGAUGCUGCACAAUCAGAUUCCUACAACUCCCGGUGGUUAUUCUCACGGCAAUGGCAAUAACAACAGUAGUCGUUACCAUGAUAAUGAUAGAAGUCGCGGAUAUCGUCAUGGGGAUAGCGGUGGAUAUGGUGGUGGCUAUCAACAGGGUUAUCAGCGGCCAGCUAAAGGUGAAGAGCGCCGUGACACCGGUCGGUUUAGGCCGUAUUGA